CGUUUUCGCUCCGUUUGAUUCGCUUCGAAACGCUGGCCGCGAACUAACGCUCAGAACACACACAACGCUCGCCGCCUUGAAAACAAUAUUCACAAGUGUUAAGUAGGGGCAACGAAAAACCCCAACAACCACAAACGCUUAUUCAUCUGGCCAAAAUAUCCAACGAUCGAGUGGCGCGUAAUUUGUGCGAGUGAUAAGAAAAGUUAUUGAUUAAAGAAGUAUCUCCAUUACGGCAGAUAGAACAAAGCAAUGCUUGACGGCAAAAGUUUAACGUUCUGCAGCCUGCUUCUGCUGGUGGUGCUGCUGCUGGCAGAUUGCUCCCAUGCCAAACCGUCGCAGGAUCCGGCCAGCGCUGACUCGGAGCUCAGUGAUUUGAGUGGAUCGGCAACCAGAAAUAAAACAUCUGUCAGAGUUGCUGGCGAGGAGAAUGUCGACUCGGAUGCGAACACGUCGGGUUCGUCGGGCUCGUCGGAGUUGACGCCGAAUUCCUAUCCACAUCGCGAUGAGGAUCAGCUGAAUUCGGCCACCAAUCUGGUGUUGGCUCGGAACUACAAGUACGACGUGGAGAUUCUAGAGUCGGGCGAUGCAGAGGAGAGCGUGGAGGAAAGUCGCAGCUCGGAGCUGGAGGAACGCUUUACGGGUCAAGGAGUCCGUGCCACAGACACAGAGACAUUCACGGCGGAGAACAUUGAGAUGCAGCCCGUAGACAUAGAGGCGGAUGCCAUCAGCGAGAGUCACAUGCUGCUGGGCAUCAUAGCCGUGGUCUUGGCCUUGGUGUCGGUGUGUCUGUACGCCGGCCUGGUCAUAUGGCGUUCACAUCUGGAGCAACGCUACGGCAUGCGGGAGCGACUGGUGAAUCGCGACCUGGAGGAGGAGGGCGACGGCAUCGACGAUGUUGAUUAUCAUGUGUAUGCACCGACCACAACGCCGGCUACGACGCGUGCGUAGUCCGUCUACCCCGAUCUGGGUUCUUGUUUUUCUGUUUUUCUUUUCUGUUUUCUGUUUUCUGUUUUUGUGGUGUGAUGUGAUGUGGUGUGGUGUGGUGUGUGGGCUGAGAGACAUUCAAGUAGACUUAAGUUCAAUUUAGAAUGUGUGCACUGGCAGCACAGGCCUGCGAAAAUGCAUCCAAGUGAGCGAAAUUGUCUAAUGAAUGCCAUAAAUUUACGCUCGCACACAAACAAACAUACAUACAUACAUACAUACACGCGGUACGUUUCCAUUCACAUUCACCUGUCUGAGAGCGCGUUUUGAAAUGCAUUCCACUUCCCCAAUUAACCACAUCGAACAUUACACUCCACUCCACUCUAAUCGCCAGUACCAAAGGUCACCGCUUUGGCCUUGCACUCUUCUGUAGCGCGUAGUUGACAAAGCCAAUUAGCUUGUAAGUUACUUGUGAUAUUGUUAUAGAGAUUCUUUUGUACUUUUGUAACUUGUACUAUUUGUAUUUCGUAAUAAACCAACGAUUUGAAUGCUGUCUAGCUAUUGCACUCAAACGAAUGUAAACCAAA
Drosophila obscura is the source of this 1508-nucleotide messenger RNA. RefSeq lists its product as uncharacterized. Bases 250 to 948 code for a protein of 232 amino acids. The transcript has 4 exons. The record is from RefSeq and is a predicted model, not a curated record. NCBI's taxonomy places the organism in Eukaryota, Metazoa, Arthropoda, Insecta, Diptera, Drosophilidae.